UCAUGGUGUUCAUUUACAAGAGGACGUUGUAUCCUUUAAUUCAAUAGUUUUAUCCUAAUUUUGUUAAUAUUUUGCGUGAUGUUCCUUAAAAUCAUAAUUUUCUUUGUAACUGUGCAACAAAUUUGUAGAAAUGUAUCAUGCAGGGAAUGUAGUGACUGUCAGCUCAUCACUUCGUGUCAACCAGUCUUACUUCUAAUUCAAUACAAAAGAAACGAUGAAACAAAGAAUAGUUUGAUGCGGGCUGUGUGUGGCUACGAUGAAGAUGAACAACAGUACAAGGUCUGCUGUUCUGAUUUUAGUACAAAGAACAUUCAAAACAAGUCUACAAUGGGAGCUCAGGAUACAGAACCUGCACUGAAUAAAAUCAAUGAUAAAACAUCGCUGCUACCAGAAACGUGCGGAGAGAUGGACGAUUAUCGAAUAGUUGGAGGCAACAUCGCAGGGCUUUAUGAAUUCCCUUGGAUGACUCUGAUUGCCUAUAAAAAAACUACCGGGAUCGACUUCCAAUGCAGUGGCAGUAUUAUCAACUCCAGGUACAUUCUGACUGCGGCUCACUGUAUACAAGACACAAUUAUUGGUGUGCGCGUCGGUGAAUAUGAUACUGGUAACACUGAAGAUUGUUAUCAGAAUAUGUGCCAGACUCACAUACAGGAUAUUCUCAUUGACAAAACCAUUGUGCACGAGAACUGGGAUAUAAAAAAGCGAACGAACGACAUUGCUUUGAUAAGAGUAGCCAAAGAAAUCGACCUAACACCUCCUAAUGUUCAACCGAUCUGUCUACCAACAUAUCCAAACCUACAAAACAAAAAUUUGAUUGGACAGCGAGCUAUCGUUAGUGGAUGGGGAAAUAUAGAAACAUCGGAAGCUUCUAGUGUCUUAUUGAAAGUUAAUGUGCCUAUCGUACGGUGUAAGACCAAAUCAAGAACUCAAAUCUGCGCUGGUGAACGCUACAGAGAUUCCUGCAGUGGAGAUUCAGGGGGGCCACUAAUACUAGAAGAAAUCUAUGGUGAUACAAUGCGCUAUGUUCAAUUUGGUAUAGUAUCCUAUGGUUCCCAGAUAUGCAGAACCCAUACACCAGGAACAUACACUGAUGUUAGAAAAUACGUUGACUGGAUUUUCGAAAAAAUAGAACCAUGAUAAAUUAGGGAAC
Molecule: messenger RNA, 1150 nt
Organism: Zerene cesonia (dogface butterfly)
Lineage: Eukaryota; Metazoa; Arthropoda; Insecta; Lepidoptera; Pieridae
Product: venom protease-like
Exons: 7
Coding region: 79-1137 (352 amino acids)
Biological process (GO): proteolysis
Molecular function (GO): serine-type endopeptidase activity
Source: RefSeq, a predicted model, not a curated record